UACAUUUACACCUUCGAUUCGCUUGGCUCUAAGCAUCCUGCCGCGGCCAACAGGCUCGCGAAGUAUCUCCGGUUUGAAGCCGUAGACAAGAAGGGCCUCCAGCUGGAAGAAACCCGCUUAGCGGUGGUCAAGCACGCGAAGGUAGACCUUUUUCCGUUCCUCCACCAGGCCACUAUACCUUGUGCUGACGUCUUCCUUGUGCAGUCUCCUUUACAGACCAAUUUCUGUGAUUGCGGGUUGUUCGUACUAGCAUUUGUUGAAGUUUUCAUGGAUGAUCCUGUUCGCGCCGGUGAACUCAUA
Molecule: messenger RNA, 300 nt
Organism: Dichomitus squalens LYAD-421 SS1
Lineage: Eukaryota; Fungi; Basidiomycota; Agaricomycetes; Polyporales; Polyporaceae
Exons: 1
Biological process (GO): protein desumoylation
Cellular component (GO): nucleus; cytoplasm
Molecular function (GO): SUMO-specific endopeptidase activity
Source: RefSeq, a predicted model, not a curated record